Molecule: messenger RNA, 948 nt
Organism: Adineta ricciae
Lineage: Eukaryota; Metazoa; Rotifera; Eurotatoria; Adinetida; Adinetidae
Source: the annotation of a GenBank genome assembly
AUGUCUGUGAAAAUGCGUCGGUAUAAUUUACUUAGCGUACGCGGUGAAGGAACGUUCGCUGUUGUCUACUAUGGAAAAGAUACUCUAACGAAUGAUGAAGUUGCUAUAAAGAAGAUUAAAAUUGGUAGUCGACAAGAAGCUGCAGAUGGAAUUAACUUAACUGCACUGAGAGAAAUCAAAUUUCUUCAAGAAGUUAAACAUCCGAAUGUGAUCGAAUUACUUGAUUCAUUCGGUGAAUACGGAUCGAAUAGUCCAAAUAUUUGCUUAGUUUUCGAAUACAUGAGUACUGAUCUCGAGGAGAUCAUCACAAAUCGAAGUAUUCUCCUCACUACGACACAUGUGAAAGCAUAUAUGAUUAUGUUAUUGCUCGGAUUGGAAUAUUUGCAUAAUAAUUGGAUAUUACAUAGGGAUUUGAAACCAAACAAUUUACUGAUUAAUAAACAAGGUGUUUUGAAGAUUGGAGAUUUCGGUUUAGCGAAAUUCUUUGGUUCACCAUCAAGAUUAAUGUCACAUGAAGUAGUCACAAGAUGGUACCGAUCACCUGAGCUAUUGCUUGGUGCGAAGAAGUAUGGCACCGGUGUUGAUCUAUGGGCAGCUGGAUUAAUCAUGGCUGAGUUAAUUCUUCGAACACCCUUAUUACCCGGUGAAUCAGAUCUUGAUCAAUUGUCAAAAAUAUUUGAAGUUUUCGGUACACCAACCGACAGUAAUUGGCCGAUGAUCUUAAUAGGAUACGAACUCGAUGUCUUAGAACGAAUUAUGCAACUUGAUCCAAAACGACGGCCAGAUGCGAGUCAAACUCUCCAAAUGGAAUAUUUCAGUAAUCCUCCAGCUCCAUGCCCAUCCGAACGCCUACCAAAACCCAAAGAACUUCGGCAAACCGAACAGCAAAAGCGAAAGAUGGAUAAAAUCGAUGAUAAAUCUGUCACAGCUAAAAAAGAACGUCAAUAA